Messenger RNA from Glycine soja, 1653 nucleotides. RefSeq names its product nuclear transcription factor Y subunit C-2-like. Gene Ontology annotation, molecular function: DNA-binding transcription activator activity, RNA polymerase II-specific; DNA binding; protein heterodimerization activity. Lineage: Eukaryota; Viridiplantae; Streptophyta; Magnoliopsida; Fabales; Fabaceae. Gene Ontology annotation, biological process: regulation of DNA-templated transcription. Gene Ontology annotation, cellular component: nucleus. The transcript has 2 exons. The record is from RefSeq and is a predicted model, not a curated record. The coding region runs from base 408 to 1223 and encodes 271 amino acids.
ACCUACCCUCACGCGCAUGCGCUGCUGUCGACACCAAGAAACGUCGCAGUCGUCCAUACAAACGCUGCAGCAACCACUAUCUUCUCACCACGUGGCCCUGAAAAUGCCCUUUGAAUGUCAGAACUUUCGUCAUCCACCACGCGUCGACCCGAGAAAGAUGCUCUCAGAAAUGCACUCUCUCUCUUUCUCUCUCCAGAACACAACUCAACACACUCUUCAAUUUCAAACGCACACUCUUCAACUUCACUGUCCCUCCCUUUUUAAUUGAAACCAAAGCAAACCUCGCUUUCUCAGUUUCUCUUUCUUAGGGUUUUCUCCACCGUCCAUUGCAAAGUCUUGCGCCCAAUUUCCAUGGAACUGUAAAGAGAGGAUAGUUAGAAGAUUAAAUCUUAAAGCAGUAAGUCAUCAUGGAUAAAUCAGAGCAGACUCAACAGCAGCAGCAGCAACAACAGCAUGUGAUGGGAGUUGCCGCAGGGGCUAGCCAAAUGGCCUAUUCUUCUCACUACCCGACUGCUUCCAUGGUGGCUUCUGGCACGCCCGCUGUAACUGCUCCUUCCCCAACUCAGGCUCCAGCUGCCUUCUCUAGUUCUGCUCACCAGCUUGCAUACCAGCAAGCACAGCAUUUCCACCACCAACAGCAGCAACACCAACAACAGCAGCUUCAAAUGUUCUGGUCAAACCAAAUGCAAGAAAUUGAGCAAACAAUUGACUUUAAAAACCAUAGCCUUCCUCUUGCUCGGAUAAAAAAGAUAAUGAAAGCUGAUGAAGAUGUCCGGAUGAUUUCAGCAGAAGCUCCGGUCAUAUUUGCAAAAGCUUGUGAAAUGUUCAUAUUAGAGUUGACGUUGCGAUCUUGGAUCCACACAGAAGAGAACAAGAGGAGAACUCUACAAAAGAAUGAUAUAGCAGCUGCUAUUUCGAGAAACGAUGUUUUUGAUUUCUUGGUUGAUAUUAUUCCAAGAGAUGAGUUGAAAGAGGAAGGACUUGGAAUAACCAAGGCUACUAUUCCGUUAGUGGGUUCUCCAGCUGAUAUGCCAUAUUACUAUGUCCCUCCACAGCAUCCUGUUGUAGGACCACCUGGGAUGAUCAUGGGCAAGCCCAUUGGCGCUGAGCAAGCAACACUAUAUUCUACACAGCAGCCUCGACCUCCUGUGGCGUUCAUGCCAUGGCCUCAUACACAACCCCUGCAACAGCAGCCACCCCAACAUCAACAAACAGACUCAUGAUGACUAUGCAAUUCAAUUAGGUUGGAAAGUAGCCUGCACCUUUUGAUUAUUACAAAUUUACUUAAUGCCUUUCAGCCAGCUGUAGUUUAGUGUUGUGCAUUGAAAAAAAGCAAAAGAUUGUUUUGAGGUUUCUUGCACUCAUUUAUGAUUGUAUGAGCUCUUGUGAUGAGUUACUUUUGGUUGUGUUUACUAUUGGUGUAGUGGUUAAAUUAUUUGGCAGCUGUCCAUAACCAGAGAGCGUAGCUGCUUAAUUAGGAGGUUUGAUAUGAUGAAAUAGUUUGUAUUGUUAUUGCAGAAGGUAGGUUUAAUUCAGUAUUCCAUUCUACUGCAAUGGCUGAAUUUAUUGCUCAUCUGCAUAGUACUAGUUGAUGUUUUUUCCUGUGACUCGUUAUGUGUUAGAGUGCGAAGAAGAAUGAGUGUGCCAUAUUUA